CUCGCACCGUAAAUGUUAUUUAUGAAUUCCAAUCGCUCACGGGCGUGUGAACGUUGUUUUUUGUUUUUUAAAUGGACGACGGUGUGAAUUGAUUUUACGCGAUGAUAUUUCACAAAGACGGAUGAAGCCGUGGAUUUACGAAUGACAAUUUGAUACAGUUUGAUCUUGAAAUGAUUUUGGGGAUAUUGUAAGAAACGGUCUGGUACAUGUUAUGCUUUUAAUAGGUCAAUACAUCGGAGACCCAUAGAUAGACGUACACUAGCGUGGCUAGGUGGUGAGCCGCACUAGGAUCCAAAUUGGUUUAUCCUUCACGAGCAGUGCCUUUUUAACCCUUGUUUGCGAUCUGGUGGAAGUAUUUGUCGUCAAGGUGAGUUGCCCCCAGCUAUGACCAUGUCCCAGUGAGACUGGGCUGGGCUAGCUGGCCCUGAGGAGGGUGAGGUGGAGGAGCCAGAGAAGCUCUGCCACAGUUCCUCAAGAUCAGACGGACAAACAGACUGACAGACACCCCCCUUCCCCUCCUCCCUCCCCCUCCCCUCUGCCUCCCCCACCUCCCACCUCCCCUGCACCUCGCCACCAUGCUAUGGUCACUCUGAUUGUGGAGCGCCUGCAGAAACAGAGUCUGGAUGCCGACAUUUGCCAAGGGGCUCUCAGUGUGUCUCUGCUCGAACCCAACAACCUCGCAGUCUGCUGGCCCACAGAUGGAUUGAUGCCUGAAAGUAGUUAUUGGCAGCUGUGCCCUCCCUCCAAACCUAGCCUGCAGGGGGUGCUGAGCUCCAGCUUCCCCCCCGGGCCCGUGCCCCUGGUCCCCUCAGACGAACACCUCCCUGAGGAGGACCCCCUGCACCGGCCCCUGGUCCCCAGCACCUCCGCAACCGACCUGUCUCUCCCAGGGGCGCCCCCUCCCCCCCCGCCGCCACCCAAACGGCACUGCCGCUCCCUGUCGGUGCCAGAGGACCUCUCCCGCUGCCGCUACACCUGGCGUCCCAGUGCCUCAAAGGUCUGGACGCCUGUCAACCGCCAGUGCCACAGUGGAGGGGGUGCAGCGGGGGGGGCUUGUCCGCUCCGUGCUCCCAGCUCUUCUCUCAACUCUUCGCUCCACUCCUCCUCCAGUCCCACCUUCUUUAGCCUCGCCCUCUCUCCAGACUCCCCCCUGCCCUGGAACUUCCCCUGGGACCCCAGUGAUGCGGCAGGAGGGGGAGGAGCCUGUUGCUGCUUCUUUCCCUCCCCGUCCUCCUGCUCUUCCUCCCCGUCCCCUCUCCAUCCUCCUCCUCCACCUCAGCGCCGAUUCUCCCUCUCCCCAGUCCUCAUCAGAGAUGCCACAGCCCAGUUCCUGCCUCCUCCCCCAGUCCCGCCCCUCCAGCCUAUGGCUCCACCCCCUCCCGUACCCGCCUCUCCCUCCUCGGCCUGCAGUACACCGUCCUCGCUGCGCAGGGCCAUCCCCCCUCAGCUCCCUCGCUGCCACUCCCAGCCCUGCGACCUGCUGCUGCUAAAGCCCGGCUUGAAGAGACGGCGAGACCCUGACAGGCCCUUUGCUCGCCCAGUGCUGGACUUUACCAAGAUGACCCAGACGCGCAGCACUGACCCCUUGGGCUGUCUGGAGCGAGGCAGGCUGGCCUGUGGAGGAGACGUUUGCAUGGGCCUGGAGCCCUUCCUAGGGGACUUCCGGGGCUCAUGCUCCCCCGCAGAGGGGCUGGGAAGGACCAGUAUCGGGCCUCUGAGUGAGAGUGAUGAGGAGGAGGAGGAUGAGGAGGGGGAGGAAGAGGACCCUGAAAGAGAUGGGGGUCCUCAGAGUGUCUUUGAGAGGGAUUGUACAGAACUAGACUUGAACCUUAUUGAAGAGAAUUAGAAUCUUGUACAUUGGAAGAUGUUUCCCCCUAGGCCCCUCCCACUUCACCCCCCUCUCUCUGGCCUGCUACCCUCCAAUCAGCUGGGCUCUCAGGAACAACACCACACCCUCUCUCUGGUGGGAUGAUCUGGGCCAAUAGAAGCUCGUUGACAACAGUGAUGAUUUGACUACUAUCAAUAAGAACGGAGAACGCAGGUAGCCAUUGAUGCUGUCGUCCCAUCAGAGUACAUUCCAGAACACCUUGCUGAAACAUUCUUGUGAAUAAUCCGAAAGCUGGAGGUUCUAGCUGAUCCCAUAGUGUGUGUGUUGGUUGGAUAUCUUCUUAAUGCACCCUCAACCUGACUAGAAUGGAACAGGAAGAAACAGACCAACAACAGUGGGUCGCUUGCUUUCUUUCUUUGACUGGACAAUUCCCCACAGUUGUCUUUUUCAGUAAAGUAGUGAGAAUAGACUUUCCUAAAUGAUGGUGAUGAGUUAUCCGUGUUUUGUUCAGUUUUAUGCAAAAAGGCAGUCUCUCAUUGCAGUUUUUCUUUCUGCAGACCUUAUAGUUUCUGGUAAUCAAUCCAUAAGACUCAGAAUAAGCCUUAAGACACCAUGUUUUUGUCUGUAAACAAAAAAAUUCAACUAUGAAAAGGAAAUGAAUUGUGUAGCUGUUGAUAUUAGUCAUUUUGUUAUUUUCUGCUUUUUACUUAAUAUUUCUUAUCUAUACGAUGCAUUCCUCUGAAAAGGGUGAGGUAUAGACAUUGAUAAUGAAUGCACUGUGUUUGAAAAGUUAAACAAAACUUCUAAAUAGAAGCAACCACUGUAUUCUGAGGGCACAUUGUUAAAUUGUAUUAUACAACAAUUUCAUUUGUUGAGAACCAGUUCUGUGUAAAGAUGGUAGCUGAGAGUCCUGGGGCAGGCCAUUGCUGUCUUAUAGAGAUGUUUUUUUUAUUGUAUGUGUUAAAAAUAUGGCAAUUUCAAACUCAGUUUGUGUAUAAAUAAAGUUUAUUGGAAAU
Molecule: messenger RNA, 2844 nt
Organism: Hypomesus transpacificus
Lineage: Eukaryota; Metazoa; Chordata; Actinopteri; Osmeriformes; Osmeridae
Gene: fam53c
Product: family with sequence similarity 53 member C
Exons: 5
Coding region: 581-1846 (421 amino acids)
Biological process (GO): protein import into nucleus
Cellular component (GO): nucleus
Source: RefSeq, a predicted model, not a curated record